AUGUCUCUUUCAUUCUAUCUUUUUUCUCUGUUUAUUCCCGCACCCCUCUCCCUCUCUCUCUAUUUCUGUCUCUCUCUUUCUGUCUCUCUCUCUCUCUCUCUAUAUAUAUAUAUAUAUUACACGAUUUUACACUUUCUCUUCUCUCCAUAUUUCUUCUUUCUACUUCCCCCUCUCUGUUUUUAUACCUUGCUUAAUUUCGUUUGUUCUAUUUUCUGCUUUCCUCUUUUUCUUUCUUUUUUGUAUCCCUCCCCUUUCUCAUUCCUAGUCGCUUUUUUAUCCAUGUUUUUUUAUUUAUUUAUUUAUUUAUUUAACCCCCCCUCUCUCACUCUCUUUCUCUUUUCCUCUGUUUAUUCUCUCCUCUUUCUUUUUCUUUCUCUCUGCCUAUAUAUAUGGCAAACUAACAGACUUCCACUUUCACUUUCACUUUCUCUCCAGUUUCUUCUUUCUGUUCCUCCUCUCUAUAUUUCUUUCUUGCUUAAAUUCGAUUAUUCUGUUUUCUCCUGUCCUCUUUUUCUUUCUUUUCUUAAAUAUCUUUUUUCCUUCUUCCAUUCACUUCAUUUUAUCAGUCUCUUUUUUCUCUUCUGUUUCUAUCUCUAUCUCUCAAUCAGUAUCUAUCUAUCUAUCUAUCUAUCAUCUAUCUAUCUAUCUAUCUAUCUAUCUAUUUCAGUAUGUUCACUAUCUAUCUAUCUAUCUAUCUAUUCCAUUCUGUUUCCAUUUAUCUAUUUAUGUAUUGAUUUGUCUCUGUUCUUACUUCUUCUUCCUUACUCUGAAUCUAUCUAUCUAUCUAUCUAUCUAUCUAUCUAUCUAUCUAUCUAUGUUCUAGUUUGUUCACAUAGGCACCUAUCCCCGGCGUUAUUGUCUAUUUUGAAUCUUUCCACUUCUUUUUCAUCGAAUUUCUACUAUUCUUUAACUUCUUCUCUUCGUCUGUUCCCAUCUAUCUAUCUAUCUAUCUAUCUAUCUAUCUAUGAUCUUUUUUCUAUCUUUCUCUCUGUUUUUAUUUCUUUCUAUUUUUCUUUCUUUUGUUUAUUAUAUUUUCCACUCGUUUUAUUCCCGCCUUUUUUAUACAAAGAAAUGUCUUCCAUUUUCUAA
Acanthosepion pharaonis is the source of this 1089-nucleotide messenger RNA. NCBI's taxonomy places the organism in Eukaryota, Metazoa, Mollusca, Cephalopoda, Sepiida, Sepiidae. The record is from the annotation of a GenBank genome assembly.